GCCCUUUCGUAUCCGAUCCGGUUAGUUCAGGCAUCCUUCCUGUCAUUCAUCCGGAGGGCAUCAUUUCGUAAAUCCGUCGCUUUGAUAGUAGGAUAAAUUCACCUUUCGUUCACAGAGUUUGUACCGUAUCUGUUGCAGGGACAGUAGUCGACGAUGGCGUCAAAUCCAAAGACACCAAUAACCUGGGCGGCAUCGUCCAAGGAAGAUGUGUCCAAAGUGGGAUUUCUGGACCUACCACGCGAACUCCGCGAUAUGGUCUACGAGUUCGCGUUCCGCAUCAAAGGCGCGGUUCUCGUCUACUCGUGCGACCCCUUCGCCGUUCGGCCCGUGACGAAAGCGCUGAACAUCCGGCACGGCGGCGAAGGACCGAUUGAACCACAGCCGUUGGGCAACAGCCAGAUCCCUGUAGCACUUAUCAGAACAUGUCAACAACUUCGAGCAGAAAGCAGCCCUGUUUUCUUCGGAACCAACGUGCUCUCUUUUUGGGCGCUGGGAAACAUCGACGUCGGCCUCGCCAAUCGAUGCUUGGUGCGGCACAUUGUCACUGAAGCAAGUCCUCGCGGCAUCUUCGACAAGUCUCUCGAACACGUGAGCUAUUGCUGGAAGAGAAGGUUUUGGCCUGAGAUAUUGCGUAGCAGUGAGGCUAUACUGGAGCAGUUCCCAAACCUGGAUACGCUGACGUACUCGCUGAAGCCACCGCGCGAGGUGAUUUGGAAGCCUGCUUUCUUUGAGGUGGCGAACAAGACCAGAAAACAGCGUGUCGAUCUGGUUGCCAGUUGGAUGGGUCAGAUGUGUUCUUGGGAGAAUGAGCGACUGCAUCGGAUUUUGCAUCUUGAAAUGGUGCCUUCGCCUGGGCUGUCGAGGGAUGAUUAUGCGGGUUCGCGGUUUGUUCCUGAAGACGAGGACGUGUGGGACUAUACUGAGUUCGCAGAUGCGUUUGAGCGGAUGAAGAGAUCAGUGUAAUCGGAGGGAAGGAGAGGCAGAUCGAUCAAUUAAAAGCAAUAUGAACGCCCUAGCCGUGAC
Molecule: messenger RNA, 1023 nt
Organism: Alternaria rosae
Lineage: Eukaryota; Fungi; Ascomycota; Dothideomycetes; Pleosporales; Pleosporaceae
Exons: 2
Coding region: 154-963 (269 amino acids)
Source: RefSeq, a predicted model, not a curated record